AUGGCCACCAACUGCGUCCUGCGCGAACCACCAGAAAAAGGCCCGGAUUUUUCACAACCGGAGGGCUUUACCGAGCGCACCAUAGUAUCGAGAUGCAAUGACCUCCCGACUCGACUGAAACAGCACUUGACCAGCCACAUCCAGGUCAACGUUCUUGCCGAAACCGAACUCCUGAUCCUCACGUUUUGCACGGGCAUUCAAGAUGCAACCACCUUUCCCGACUAUCAUUGUUUCGCUUCAAAUCAGACAGGCAACACCGUCAUGCUUGCGAUGGCCGUUCUUCUACCAGAAAUAACACACAAGCUGUUCGUGACUGGGAAUAUUGGUGUAUCUCUUGGUUGCUUCCUUGCGGCAGGAUGGGUGACUGGACAGUUGGGUCAUAUGAUAGGGCCACGUUCACGCCACUGGAUAGUAUUCUGCAACUUCUUCCAAACCAUACUUGUACUUGCAGCAGCUGCGAUACAGUACAAAUAUGGGAUUGAGUUGGAAGGAAGAUACACCUUGGUAAUUGUGGGCUUGCUCGCGUUCGCUGCUGGAAGCCAGGUUGUCUUGUCGAGGUCGCUUGCAAUAACUGAAAUCAGCACUGCCAUGGCAACAGCAGCUUGGGUCGACCUGAUGGUGGAUAAAAACCUCUUUACCUUCAAUAACCGGGCUCGAACCCGGCGAGCAUGCUUUCUGGCUGCCCUUGUCGCAGGAGCUUUUCUUGGAGCAUAUGUGUAUCGAAGUGCUGGAUCUGCCUCGGCAAUACUGCUCUCGGGCAUUGGCAAGCUGAUUGUUACUAUCAUGUUCUUGUUCAACGGCAGGGACAGGUCCGUUGGGUCUCAGAGUCUUGCUUAG
Capronia coronata CBS 617.96 is the source of this 837-nucleotide messenger RNA. RefSeq lists its product as uncharacterized. NCBI's taxonomy places the organism in Eukaryota, Fungi, Ascomycota, Eurotiomycetes, Chaetothyriales, Herpotrichiellaceae. The record is from RefSeq and is a predicted model, not a curated record. The transcript has a single exon. The coding region runs from base 1 to 837 and encodes 278 amino acids.